Molecule: messenger RNA, 17810 nt
Organism: Porites evermanni
Lineage: Eukaryota; Metazoa; Cnidaria; Anthozoa; Scleractinia; Poritidae
Source: the annotation of a GenBank genome assembly
CAAGUGUUUAUGCAAAGAUGGCGGGCAAAGUUGGAGCAGGAAAAUGUCUGUAAAAAUCCGCUAAAAGUUUCCACCUUUUACCGGGGUUAUGAGUCUUAUGAGACAAGUAAGCCUUCUGGCAGCUGGCUGCCAGCCAUGGAACCUUGAUGUGUGCGCAGCGAGCUGUAAUGGGGAUCGAUUUGCCUACUGCGCGACCCUGGCGGUUUACGUUUACGAGGUAUGACGGAGAAGUCGUUUUGCGUUCCAAAACCGCGGUUCCCUUUCUAUCUUCAGUUUAUCCCCGAUUUCAGUGUUUUUUCACUCUGUUUAUAUUUUGGAUAAAGAGGAAAAUGGUAUUAAUUUGAUUCGUUAAAACUUGAUUCACUUGUUGUAGUGACUUUGCAUUGUUGAAUGUUUAUAUUUGCCAUUGGUUACAUUAAUCCGCGGUCGCGGUUUGUGGAAUGCGUAUGACUGCUCAGUAUUCCGAUGUUACUAGGUAAACACCUUCCCAUCUCACCGUCUUUUAAGAGGAGCUGAUACUCUCUUCUGAGAAGAUGGUUAAAUAAACAAAUUGUCAUCGUUAAUUUGGGAAUCAUUUUAUCUUGAUAAGUUUAUUUACUUCCAAAUUCUACUCUUCUAGAUUAAAGCUUAACUUUACCGAAAUGUGGAAGCAAGGCGACGUUCUCUGGCAGACAAAUUUUUCUUUAUUAAACAGCGGCUUAAAAGUUCGUGCUAUUUGUUCUCUUGUAGAAACAUUUUGAGACAACGGAAGGGUUCCAUUUUGAAAUGUUGCGUUUAGCUCGCUUCUUAUAUGAAAUGAUAGCUUCGUCUCCCGCCCCUCAUUGAUGAGCACAUUUCCAUUAUCCCUAUUCCCACUUGUUCCAAUUUUUCAGUAAAAUUGGUGAUUCUUAUUGGAAUAUUAUUGUUACAUUUUGCACAUCCUAUGCAGUAGGCAUACUUAAUUAUAGCAUCUUUGGAGGUUAUCCGUUAUCAGGUAGAAGAGUAAUAUUAUAAUUUUUCACAUUUAUUUAAAUUAUCUGAUAGGUUUGGUGACUUAUUCAUACUAGGGCAUAGUGUUUUGUAGAAUCCCUUGGAAGUUGUCUUCUCCACAUUCUGGGGGGCAUCUUAUGCAUACCUGGAGCUUGAAGAAUAAUAUUAUGACCACCUAAUCCUGCUUUUUUUUUUUUGUCAGUUGGAUCGCCAGUUCAAUGAGUUUCGUCUGUCAGCCAUUUUAGCACAGCACAAGAAGACAAUUACAUGCCUUGUUUGGCAUUCCAAAAACUCUGACAUUCUUGCAACAUCCAGCAAUGAUUGUAGAAUUUGUAUAUGGAGUGUCUCACAACAAAAAGUGAUCAGCACCUUGGACAGCUUCAACUCUGUGCCAGUAUGUAUCGGAUGGUGUCCUCAUGACCAGGAUUCAAUAGCUUACAUUAAUGGGCGUGGACCGAUGCAAAUAUGGAGCUACACUGCCCCUGCUGAAAAGAUAGUGUCAAAGUAUCUAGAAUCUGUGACAUUUUUUUCUGAUGUAAGCCAAUUUCGCUGGAACCAUAAAAAGCAAGGAAAACUUGUUUUUGGUCAUGUUGAUGGCAGUAUAACUGUUAUAAAUCCUGGCCAGAAACCUUUCAAGCAUUAUUUAAGACCCGAGACUGUUGAAGAUCAGGAUGAAGAGGACCCUGUGACGAGUCUUGAAUGGGACCCGCUAUCAGUGGAUUACUUGUUAGUUUCCAAUGCCUAUCAAGGAACAAGACUGAUUGAUACUGACUCCAUGACGGUGAUCAUGAAUUUUAAAUUACCAAGUUCAGCAACAAAAAUUCACACUUUGGCUUGGGUUCCCUCAGCACCCGGGAUAUUUGUGACAGGAGGUAGAUAUAAUAUCAUGAGUUUAUGUAAUCAUACUUACAUUGUUUUGACUGAACAGUUUUGCAGUACAGGAAACGUAGUGGGCCUACUGUAGACAUGUUUAGGAUUGAAUUAGCAUGUCUAUAAAAGCCCCUCUCAUUCCACCCCACCAUCAGCGACAGUUCAUUAGAAAGAGUUCCUUGUGGCAGUAAGCAAUGAAAGGUGGUUCUAUUUAUAGCCUAGGAAAAAAAUUAGCAAUGUGGUGAUCAUCAAGAGAGAAUUAUAUAAGUGUUAAUGAACUAUAACCCUAACCCUAACCUCAUUCGUAACGCUACACUGACUCAUAACUUGACUCAUAACUCAGUGACUCAUAAAAGCUGUUAAACAAGCUUUCUUUUGAUGGUGGUAGAUGAAAGUUUCCGCUAUACAUGCAUACAUCAGACAAAUAUAUUGAAAAUUAAAAAAAAUGACAAGUAAUUACAGCUGGGCUGUGCCCUAGCAUUAUGGAGUAAUAGUUUUGAGCUCCCUACAAUUUUUCUCUAAAGCACAGCUCAGCUUUGAACCUAGUCAAAUAUAAAGUACUCUCUAUCCUGAAGAUCAUUUUGUUAUUGAUUAAUAGACCAAACGUGGGAAGGACCUAUGGAGAGUGUGCCAGGAAGUUCAAUGAACAUUAAUUUCUUAUCAUUUAUUUCAGACUCCCAAGCUGGAAUUUUGCGCAUAUGGAAUGUGUCAAAAAGCACCUCUAUGACAAACAUUAAGCUUAAAAUGACUGGUUUUCAUGCACUUAUUGUAGUGGAACCAUCACAGAGCAUAUCACCAACCAAUAAUAAUGAUCAUAGCUUUGUUGGAUUGUCUUCAACUUCUGCUGCAAGUGAAGCUCCAUCUUCACCCAAUCAAAUUGCAUAUGCUCUGCCUCCUGCCAGAAUUCUUUGCACAUUUCUUGAUGGUGGUGUUGGAUUGUAUGAUUUAGGGAAAAGGAAAUGGAGCUUCCUUCGUGAUAUGGUGAGUCUAGUUUCUGUAUCCCUUAGAAUUAGAUCAAAUGCCUAAGGGUGAUUGUUGUGUUACUAGUUAAGUGAUACAUUUCUUGAUCUGAUUUAGCAAUAAUUAAUGUCUGUAUGCCUUGUUAUCCCUUAUUAAUUUGAUCUAUGUUGAAUUUUGUUAGGGUCAUAUUGAGACAAUAUUUGACUGCAAGUUUAAACCUGAAAAUCCAGAUUUGUUGGCUACAGCAUCAUUUGAUGGAACAAUAAAGGUCUGGGAUGUCAACACCAUGACUGCAGUAAGUAUUUGAACUCACUCAGUCUCAGGCCUUGUUUUCUACAAUUAUGAGGUUUUCUUACUGUACUCACCAAUGACUGUGUUUUUUUUGCUUUACAGGUACAUUCUUCUCCUGGAAAUGAAGGAAUAAUUUAUGCCCUUUCCUGGGCUCCUGGUAAGACUUUGUAAGGCAUUAUAGUUUAAUUCUUAAAUUAUGUAAUCAAUUUAAAAAAAAAAGAUUAUAAGUACUGUUAUUUAUUAUAAUGAAUUAUUGUGAUAAGCAUUACACUUGUAGGGUUAAUCUAAGGUCUUACAGUAGUGCUAAAAUCAGUAAAGUAUCAGCUCCCCCAAAGUAUGAUUGAUUACAUUUGAAUUUGAAAUUAGGUCAUGUGACCCUUCCGAGAAUCCCCCAAAAAUGGUCACCUGACUUUGUCCUUUUGCAAACGCAAUAACAACGGUUUGUAGCUCAAAUCCUCUAACAUUGCUAGAAUAGAACUCUGUUAACCCUCUAAGUCCCAAUGGUGAUCAACAUCAAUUUUCUCUUAACCAUAUUUCAAAGAUUGUCAAGAGAUUAGGUUAUGAGAAUUAAUAAAUUGAUCACCUAAGCAGCGUGCAAAGAAAGUGGUGUCUGAUAGCCUGGGGCUAGUGGAUUUUGCUAUCGGGCUAGUGAAUCUUGUUGUUAACUUGCCCGACGAGCAAGUGAUCUUUCUUGAGGAAUUCAAAUAAUAGAAGAACUGUGAGAUCAAUUCUGCUCUUCAAAAAGCUUUUGGGGCUAGUUGAAAUGAUGUCUGGGCUAGUAAAUAUUAUCUUCAGAUAGCCCGAAUGGCAAGCUGUAAAAAUGAUUUUCUUUGCACCCUGACCUAAGAGAAAAUGCUUCGAUCUUGUAUCAAAUUCUCUCAACACAUUCUUUAAGGAAAUGUAUGGAGUUCAGUUUGGAGAAUUCAUAUGUGGAUAUUGGGGCUUAAAGAGUUAAAUCUCUCUGCCAGCUCCACCUGUUCAGGGUCCCCACAUAGCCAGUAUGAUCCAUGGUUUUGUAAGAUUAUAAUGACUCGUUGAACAAUACUUACUUUUUACUUUUUGUGCUGUUGUUGUUGUUGUCAUUUGUAGUUAUUGCAUAUUGUUUGCUAAUAAAAUUGUGUAAAAAUAAUAAUAAAAAGAUUGUAAUGGCUAACUUUCUGUGUAAAUUUUCAAAUGCAGCAUUUAACUUAAAAACUGUUUUAUAGGAGAUGUGAAUUGCAUUUGUGGAGCAACAGCAAAAAAUGGUGUCUUUAUCUGGGAUAUAAACAAAGGGAAAAUAAUCAAGAGGUUUACUGAGGUAAGUUAACCCAAAAAUUGUUACCACAGAUAGCAAAGUUGAGUUUGCAGAAUAUUGAUGCAUCCAUGUAAUGUUACAGGUAAUUAGCUUGCUGUUAAUUUUUUUUUCAAUAGCAUGGUAAACAUAACAUUUACAAUGUGAGCUGGAAUCACAAGGAUUCGCGAAGGAUAGCAUCCUGUAGUUCUGACAAAUCAUGGUGAGCCAUAUUUACUGGGCAUUUGAUAGAAAGGUUUUUUUGGUGGUAAGUCAAAUCGGAGAAGUAGUCAAUAAUUAUAAGUUGUGUUCUGCAAAAUGUUAAUUUUCACUUUUAAGUGAAACAACUGAAAAGUGACUUCACGUAAAGUUCAUUUUUUUCUGCUUAGUUACUGCAAUUCGAGUUGUAAAUAAAAUAAAAAAAUACCUUAUUUUUUGAACUCGAUAUGCUAUUCGAGGUAAUAGUACAGUAUAAAUUAUGAUUACAUCACACUGUAAAUAAUGUUCACUUUUUAGUGUUGUGCGACAUGUUGAUGGCACUUUGGUCAAGAGAUAUAAGCACCCUGGAUCAGUUUAUGGCUGUGACUGGAGUUUGAACAACAGGUAAAGAUGCAAAUAUAUUUCACAAAACGAAUUAAUAAUAUAUAGUUAUCAGUAUCAAACUUGAUGCUUUUAUCUGAUUUCAGGGACAUGAUUGCGACAGGCUGUGAAGAUAAAUGUGUCAGAGUGUUUUAUGUGGCUGCAAGCACUGAUCUUCCUUUAAAGAUCUUCUCUGGUAUGCAUAUUUUUUAAUUUGCCAAAACUAAACUGAAUUUAAAUAAAGUAAAGAAGCAUGUAGAGAUGAUAUACUGUAAUCCUUGGGGAGAUAUUUCAUAUUGAGGCAUAUCUUGCUUGUCCUUGAAUUCAUUGAUACAUAUUAAUCAUUAUCAAAUAUAAAUUGGGUGAUUAUUAGUUUCCCUUUCAGCCAAGUUAAUUCAUAAGAAUGGCAAAAGUUUUUAACUACUCUGUACUGGUCAGGCAGUGAAAAAAAAAUCUAAAAAUAUGUUUUUGUACAGAGAAAGUUAUAUUUUGUUGUUCUAUUGUUGAUUUGGAGGUUCAUUUCCUUAGGUCACACGGCAAAGAUUUUUCAUGUGAAAUGGAGUCCCAUACGUGAAGCUAUUCUCUGCAGCGGGUCAGAUGAUGGGUAAUAAACUUUGUUUUCUUAUUUCUAACUUUCAUUGUGGGCUGUUAAAUUUCUAGUAUCAAUUUGUAAGCACUGUCCAUAGUAUUGUCUUUAUGUAAUCUGUUUUAUGUCUGUAAGCACUGUAAGUACUUGUUCUUGUAAAGAUUGCAAUAAAACAGUAAUUAUUAAAUAAUAAAAUCAAUUGCACCUCACCUGGCCUGUACUUCGUGAUGUUCAGAUAUUUGUGACUUUUAGUGAAUAUUAAAGCAGUUUUGAUUUGUAGAACAUUGGUAAGCAAAUAGUGACUUACAGGUAGCCUUAACAAGCUGUAGUAAUUUAUUUAUUCAUUUUCUUGUUUUGAGCAGCACCAUAAAAAUCUGGGAUUAUACUGAGGUAAGACACUAAUACUGUCUUCAACAUAAUUUGUAUUUUUAGCUAAACGAAAAAGUUAGAUUGCCAAAAAAUUCUCCUACCUUGAUACAAUGAGGCUGCCUCAUAUUUGCACAGUGUUGAGUAGGAGACAAAAAGCAUAAGUUUUCACAGAAAGUAACCAGAGCUGGUUCUAAACUGUAUAGAGAGCACAGAAUACUUAAUUUCUUUGAUUAUUGUAACACUUUACAUUUGAAUUGGAUUGACAUUGCUCCCAUUUUCUCCAUAGGACUCCUGCAUUAACACGCUUCAAGGACACAAAGCCCCUGUUAGAGGUCUACUCUGGAGUCCAGAGAUCCCAUACCUGUUGAUAUCUGGAAGCUGGGAUCAUGCGAUUAGAAUAUGGGAUACAAGGUACUGGACAUAAUUCUUUCUGUAUGCAAAAGAAGGUCAACUUGGAAAGUUCGUUGGACUUUGAUUCCCUUACAAAGGAAUUAACAAAUAGUUAUUAUAUUCUUUAUAUCUGUAUGAAAUAACACUUCAUUUCAUAUUUUUAAGAGAUGGAUCUUGCUUAGAAACCGUGUUGGAUCAUGGAGCAGAUGUGUACGGUAUGUAGCCAUACUUUCAUCACCCACAGGCCAAAGUUACUUAUAGGGGGUCUAUAGAGGGAGCGUGUGAAUCAACGAACUGAGAUUAUUUUCCUUGUCCAAUGCCACGGCCUUCAUUCAUAUAAAGCUCCACCAAUGCUUACCUCAUCUCUAGAAACUUUUUUAUUGUUCUAAGAGGAUUUUUUCCAAACAAGUUCGCAGAGAAGAUAACAAUUUUCAAUGAAUUCUUCAUUUCGCUUCAUGCUAGCCACAGCCUUCCGAGAUACGCCUUAUGUUGUCUAAUUUCUGAAUUUCUUUUGCGUAUUCUCUACUCCGCCAUGGAGGUCACCUUGUUGCAACAGCUUGGCUGAAUAAAUCUUUGUGAACCUGCGUUGUAUAUGUUUUUAUUUCUUACCAUAACAGGUUUUUUUUGUAACCUACUGUACAUUUUGUUAAUUGUAGGUCUGACUUGUCAUAGAUUCAGACCGUUCACUGUAGCAUCAUGUUCACGUGACUCAACUGUCCGGAUCUGGUCUUUGUCGCAUUUGGCCUGCUCCUUACAGAUUGACGUCCUGGCCAAAAAACCUUUGGAAGAGAUCGUAACACCCAAUACAGGUAUGGUAUCUGCACAGAUAUCAGAGAUUUUGUGUGUUUGAAGAAAAGUAAUUUCAUGGCAAAAAAAAUUAUUCAGGGACUCAAAAGUUUUAAUUGAUGACGUUUUGCCUCUUGUAAAAACAACUUAACAGUUUUGAAAACUGGCCACAGAUAUAAAUCGCUACGGUCACAAUCUUUAAUCGAAGAACAUCACAUCCCUCGAAGCUUAUUAAACGAGCAUAAAUAAAUGAAUAAAGAACUAAAUAAAAGGUUGUUUAACGUAGAAGAGUUUAACGGACGUUUUUGGUUUCUAUAGAAACGGCCAUGUCAAGUGGAGGUCCCCCGCUGUUAAAUGGACGAGUCUCUCGUGAACUGAAAGCCACUGUUGCGACUAAAGGCGACAAGUCUCAUAUGUCAGCAAUCAAACUUCUUUCGGAUUUCUUUACGGUAAUUCCAGCUGCAAUUUCUUUCUCGUUAAUAUUGCUACCCUGUCUUGUGCCUUUGCAUGAGACGAAUGCUGUUCUUUAUUACAUGAAACUCUUAAAGUUGUGGGUCCGUGGCAUUGAUUAAAAAAAAGCAAAUGCCGAUUUCCGUUACUUAAAGAGAAUACUCCUCCUACAAAGACUCUUGCGCCAGGAAAUUUCUCUCGGGAAAUGAGAAGUUUUUUUAACAAAAUAAGAAAGGAUUUUCGUAACUUUUUAACUUUUUAACUUAAUGUACUUUUUGUCAGCUGUUUGCUGGAGUAAUGUUACAACAGAAACUGCUAUUGGAAUUUCUGCAGUUUGAAAAAUAGUCUUCAACGUCACUUGACAGUUUUACUCACUCCCCUCUUUAAUAUUUGUUAGCUGCCAAGAAAGAGGAAAACCUCCCUGCUUUAUAACCUGCCUGAUGUUCGUUCAGUAGAAAUGAAUAUUUUUCCUGUGUUUUUUCUUUCAAUUUUUUAUUCCUCAGCCUCCUUGUGGAGGGCGGAACUUGUGGGACUUGGUAUUAGUAUUGUGCGAUGGUGAAGAAAGUACAUUACCAGCAUCUUACAGCAAAGGAAUUAUUCACAGCAAACAUCUAAUCAAGUAUAAAGCAGUGAGUAUGCUACUGCUGUUAGUUCAAGCUCAGGUUUUUCAUCAUUAACUCGCUUUCUCACGUUUCUUUGUUCAUAUUACAGAUGAUACUUAGAAACCGUGUUGGAUCAUGGAGCAGAUGUGUACGGUAUGUAGCCAUACUUUCAUCACCCACAGGCCAAAGUUACUUAUAGGGGGUCUAUAGAGGGAGCGUGUGAAUCAACGAACUGAGAUUAUUUUCCUCGUCCAAUGCCACGCCCUUCAUUCAUAUAAAGCUCCACCAAUGCUUACCUCAUCUCUAGAAACUUUUUUAUUGUUCUAAGAGGAUUUUUUCCAAACAAGUUCGCCGAGAAGAUAAUAAUUUUUAAUGAAUUCUUCAUUUUGCUUCAUGCUAGCCACAGCCUUCCGAGAUACGCAUUAUGUUGUCUUGUUUCUGAAUUUCUUUUGCGUAUUCUCUACUCCGGCUUAGAGGUCACCUUGUUGCAGCAGCUUGGCUGGAUAAAUCUUUGUGAACCUGCGUUCUAUAUAUAUAUAUAUAUAUUGUUUACCAUAACAGGUUUUUUAGUAACUUACUAUACAUUUUGUUAAUUGUAGGCCUUACUUGUCAUAGAUUCAGGCCGUUCACUGUAGCAUCUUGUUCGCGUGACUCAACUGUCCGGAUCUGGUCUUUGUCGCAUUUGGCCUGCUCCUUACAGAUUGACGUCCUGGCCAAAAAACCUUUGGAAGAGAUCGUCACACCCAAUACUGGUAUGGUAUCUGCACAGAUAUCAGAGAUUUUGUGUGUUUGAAGAAAAGUAAUUUCGUUGCAAAACAAAAUUACUUAGGAACUCGCAAAUUUUAAUUGACGACGUUUUGCCUCUUGUAAAAACGACUCAACAGUUUUGAAAACUGACUACGGAUAUAAAUCGCUUCGGUCACAAUCUUUAAUCGAAGAACAUCACUUCCCUCGAAGCUUAUUAAACGAGCAUAAAUAAAUGAUUAAAUAACUAAAUAAAACGUUGUGUAAGGUAGAAGAAUUUAACGGACGUUUUUGGUUUCCAUAGAAACGGCCAUGUCCAGUGGAGGUCCGCCGCUGUUAAAUGGACGAGUCUCUCGUGAAUUGAAAGCGACUGUUGCGACUAAAGGCGACAAGUCUCAUAUGUCAGCAAUCAAACUUCUUUCGGAUUUCUUUACGGUAAUUCCAGCUGCAAUUUCUUUCUCGUUAAUAUUGCUACCCUGUCUUGUGCCUUUGCAUGAGAAGAAUGCUGUUCUUUAUUACAUGAAACUCCUAAAGUUGUGGGUCCGUUGCUUUACUUAAAGAGAAUACUCCUCCUUCAAAGACUCUUGCGCCAGGAAAUUUCUCUCGCGAAAUGAGUUUUUUUUUUAACAAAAUAAGAAAGGGUUUUCGUAACUUUUUAACUUACUGUAUGUACUUUUUGUCAGCUGUUUGCUGGAGUAAUGUUACAACAGAGGAUGCUAUUGGAAUUUCUGUAGUUUGAAAAUUAGUCUUCAACGUCACUUGACAGUUUUAUUCACUCCCCUCUUUAACAUUUGCUAGCUGCCAAGAAAGACGAAAACCUCCCUGCUUUAUAACCUGCCUGAUGUUCGUUCAGUAGAAAUGAAUAUUGUUCCUUUUUUGUCUUUCAAUUUUUUAUUCCUCAGCCUCCUUGUGGAGGGCGGAACUUGUGGGACUUGGUAUUAGUAUUGUGCGAUGGUGAAGAAAGUUCGUUACCAGCAUCUUACAGUAAAGGAAUUAUUCACAGCAAACAUCUAAUCAAGUAUAAAGCAGUGAGUAUGCUACUGCUGUUAGUUCAAGCUCAGGUUUUUCAUCAUUAACUCGCUUUCUCACGUUUCUUUGUUCAUAUUACAGAUGAUACUGAUCACUCUUUAGGUCGCUUUCUUUGUUUGAUCAACUCGAAAAAGGGCGACAAACUUGUGCAUGUAAUAGACAUACUCAAAACCGUGCUGACAGAGAGAAGCUUUCAGUGACUAACUUUAUUGUGUUUUUAAGUCCGAAGCACAGGAAUUAGAAACAGUACGAACAAGCAGAGCAGGAAGGAUGAUGGCCAAGAGGGAAGACAGAAUAAGAGAAGCUGCCAGUUUGCAAGUCAAGAUCGGUCAGCUGCAAAGAUACUGUGAACUUAUGGUUGAACUGGGCGAGGUAAACCUUAGGACACUUAAGCGCUCCCUACAUCGUACGAGAGACAAAAAACGAAAAGCGAUCUGUUUUAUGCUUGAAAACCUGGCUGUAUACUUUUUGAGGAUUUACUUGUCCAAAGGAUAAGCAAGGUUGAUGACCUACUUGUCCACUGAUCAAAACCACUUGUCUGGGGCAAGUGGACACCGUUUUGGUCGCACCCUGAAACGAUCAUCAUGAAUGUAUUAUCUUAUCAUCAGCAUUGUCGAGUUCACCGUCGCUGUCGUCUUCAAUACCAUUACCUCUGUCUUUUGCAGACAAUUAUUUCACCCUGGCCGUCUGUAUAGACUCUUUUUCUCAGUACUCUUUAUUAUAGACUGCAAAACAGUCGGGGUUUUUCUCAAAAUCAGUAAAGAAAUCGUUAAAGCGUGGCGUAAGAGUCUUACGCGCGCGUAGCAAAAAAAAAACGGAUUCUUAGCGUCUCUCCCCAGUCUCGCUCUCUGUUUUCAGCGUCGUUCCAGACCUUUUGUUUGACUGCUCGCGCGUAGGUACUUGAAUACCCAAAAAUACGGACUGUUUUGCAGUCUAUCUUUAUUAUUUGUUUACUCGAUAGUGGGACAGGGCUUUGGCAAUGGCGCCAGGGGUGUCGAUGGAUUACUGGAGAGAGCUGACGGAAAGGUGCGGAAACAAUUCUCAAAUUCCUUUUUUUGGUCAUCUUUUCAAGCUUUAAUGCCUUGAUUAUUGGUAAAGUAGACUAGAGCGGUUUUCAUUUGAGUGUCGAAAAGUAAUUGGUUUUGCACUUUCUACACGAUGCGAUUGGCUUAAAAGAUUGGCGCCACCUUUUCAUCCAAUCAGAAGUAAAACCAAAGCCAAUUGUGACGCGCUCGCAUGCAUUUUCCCGCGCUUUGCGUCAGCCACAUGUAAUUACUUCGAGUUUUGAUUGGUUCAAUGUAUUGUCUGUGUCCUAUGUGAUUGGCCAGAGUAAUUACUGUGGUUUUGGUUUUACGACACUCAAACGAAAACCACUCUAAACGGUAACUCAGUCUGCCUAACCCUUUCGUGGAAGCAAGUCCAUCUGAGUUCCUUUCACUUUUGCCGUUAGUAAUAUAGUAUUUCGUUGGGAUGUAGCCACGCAAAAAGUAUGCAUCACUAGAAUUCGCCACUUAAGCAACCAGGGGCCGAGUUAACGUUCGCAAAGACUUCUGGGACUGUUACUAGGCAGAGGGGAAAAAUUGGCCAACAGCUGACCGGCGCGUCCCCAGCAACCAUCCCAGAAACAACUGCGCGGCACAUUUCGGCUACAGUCGCCUUCUCUUUUCUAAAGUUCCAAAAAAAAGCAAGUUGAAUUUUUAAUGCGAACAUCUGUGAUGCAAAUCUAAGCGUUUUUGCUUGUGUCUUCGUUAACUACAUUAGUAUGGCUAUGCUGAGUUAAUCCCUGUUUGUCCGCUUUUGAACUUUGUCGUAGACGCACUGCUCAGCUCAUGAGGGAGGAUAAUGAUGCAGCUGUUCCUUACUGCGCUGCUUUGGGAGAUGCAAACAAGGUACCGGCCAUCACACAAUGACUUGAUUGACUUUUUCUCACAUUUUGUUUUCUUUAUUCAUUUUUAUUCUUUUUCUCGGACUUUCUGCAUAUGAAUUCACUUCUUCACUUUAGAAGGUUCUCAUUUUACAACUCGAAAAACAACAACAGCACCAACAAACAAACAAAGAAACAAAAACCCAGUUAAUCCAGCAGAAUAACGUUUCAUUAGCGAUACGAUAUCCUAGCUCAAGUUUUGCUCGUUCUUUUCAUUUCCAGUUGGUUUCAUUCUUUACAUCACGUGGCCAGCUUCAUGACGCACUAUUGGUUGCUCAGGUGGCGUGUGAGGGAGGUAUUUCAUUACCGCCGAAGAAAGAAACGACACCUCUGGAUCUUAAGAAAAACGACAUUUUACCCUCGCUGACAAACUUUAUGACCGAUGAGAACAAAGGGUGAGCAAUUGUAAUGCAGUGAUGUUUUAGUGCUGGAAGCAAGGCUUCUUUCAUGCCGCAAAUAACAGUUUUCUAACCCAGUUGAAAAAUCGGUGGUGUUUAGUUGCCGCAUAAACGAUUUCGUAAGUGAAAUAUCUGCAAGCGACGAUUCCUUAGUGAUGGUUGCAACGUUACUCUUCUUGUCGUUCAGGUCGACUUUUGAAGUUUUUUUAGUAAGGGAAACGGGAGACUCGAAAAUCAAAAAUCCAAGUUUUCCCAACAGAAGUAGAACCAAUAACGUACACAAGAGACGUUAUUACAGAUCCUUUAAGCUCGCCCUAAAGCCCGCCUGAGAGAUCCUAGUAACUCCUGUGGAUGCUAGUCCGGAUGCCUUACCACUGAACUAUUAGAAAUUCAUGGGACAAUACUGGGAAUUCAUCGUUUGUUGCUACAUUUUGUAGGCUGCUUCAGUCCACGAGCACAGCAUUAGCAGACUGGUAUUUCUACAGUGGGCAGCCUGUGUUGGCUGCUUGUUGUCAUCUGGCUGUUGGUGAUGUCAAGGUUAGAGCUCAUGAAAGAUUUUAUGUAAAUUGCCUUAUUGUGUAGUCUUAUCAUGAAACCUUACUAAGUACUAUGAGUUGAAGCCACAACUCUCCAUGGGUAGUUUUCGCUAUACCGGCCUUUCCACAACUUUUUGUUCUUUCAAAACUCUAGCAAACACGUUUUCACUUUUCCAAAACUCUUAAGUCUCUAUCCGCCUGUAACCUCUCCCCCAAGAACUGAAUUAACUGGAUUAACAAAAGUAGGGCCCACAUGAGAAAAAGCGAUUUCCUUGUUUAGAAGUAAAGUCAUUCUUUUCAGUUGGAUUUGAUUUGUUACUUUAAGAUGUAUCUUUGUGGAAUACAUUACCACCAACGUGUAUUUCUUAUCCUUAACAAUUAUAAUUCUUUAUAACUUAAAUUCUCUAAUAAUUCUAAAAUGUUAUUUUGCAUUAUUAAGAUUAAUUAUUUGCACAUUUUAUUCAACAGUUACUUGAAAAUGUCACAGAUAUGACCCCAGGGGCGGAUCCAGGGGAGGAGCCCGGGGGGGGGGGGCUGGGGCCCCUUAUUUUUGGACCAAACUAAGGCCCAAAGUGCCGAAAAAAUUUUUUUGAGACCGCCCCCCUAUUGUCAGGGUCUAGAUGACCCCCCCCCCCCCACCUGAUCUUAAAGUCUGGAUCCCGCCCCUGGACCCGGCUACCAAAUAUAGACAUGUUUAUGUUCUUGUAUGUUGACGUCAUUAGCAUGAUGCCCUGUUUGUUUUCAGUUUGCGUUAUCCAAGCUCAUUCGAGGCAACGAGCUUGAACUCGCUGUCAGCAUAGGAAUGGUACUAAAUGAUGACAGCCAAAUGCAUCACUUAGCUGUGGAAUUUUUGGCAAGAAAAUGUGAAAGAUUGGGCAAAUGGUAAGAGCUUUAAUCAUCUACACCGUUUUAUACGUUAAAAGCAGAAUGUAUUUGUCGUUGCUGUUCCGACCUCUUGCCAGUUCGGUGACUGAGAUGCUAUUUUUGUCUCUAUUUAUUUUAGGGACUCUUGUAUUGCCUUACUGAAGUUAUUACCAUCCAGCGGAAACUACCUGGUCAAGUCAUGCGCGAGAUGCCAGGGAACAGUUACGGAAUUAAACGAAUUGCACGAAAAGGUAGCGUAACCUCGCUACUGUUACAGUUGGCAUAUUUCAAUGCAUCAGCAUGCAAACACUGCCACAGAAAAGAACUAGUCACUCGGAGUUUCAGCCUCCAGAGUAUCGAACAUAUGCAACAUCAAACAAAUAAACAAACAAACUUUCAAUGAUCCCAGUUCAAGAUUUCAUAUUUGAACUCAAAAGGUAGAACCCGCACUUUGCACAGCUACGCAGAUAGAUACUGCUCAGUAGCCUUGAUAUUUUGAUGGUAAUACUUUGGAUCUUAUCCUCUUAACGGCUGCAGCGAGACAAAUAUAUGGGCUUAUGAUAAAAACUAAUACUGAAUCUCUUACGGUGGUGAUGCGGUCAGUAUCAACUUCAUAAGUGAUGUAGUGUAACUUUCUUUUGUUUUUGUGUGAUCACUUAUCAGGCGGGGUUACCAAGUGUGGAGGAAUGUUUACAGAAAGCAGAACAGUUUUGUGAUGAGAACAAAUUCCUGGAAGCCAUGAAGUAUUACCUUGUUUCUUCUUCACCUGAGUUAGCGCUUGAUAUCGGCCUGAAUCUUGUGCGAGGUAAGAUUGCCGGCGGUCCUAGGUUCGAGAUUCGCUUCCGCCAACAACAGUAUUCUCGGUCGUUCCUGGUUCAAAUCUUGACCCAUGUUUGUUAUUUGCUAUCUGGUUGCCUCUUGUCAGUUUGGGUUGUUCUGUUUGCAUGAUUUCUUUGUUAUUGCCUGAUAGGGAGUUUACCACAGGGUAAGAACUUUGUUUUGCACCGUAUGUUUUUCUAGGCUCUUUUGUGCUGACUUCUUUUUUUCAUUGUUUUUACGUCAUCCUUAGAAGUUUAACAGGUUCUUACACCGAGGAUGAGCUCUGAUAGGAGUGCCUGAAAACUAGUUAGAGCAGCGAGGUUAGACUUGCCUACAAGUCGAGAUCAAAAUUUUUCCCGAGCGCAAAGCGAAGCGGGCCUACUACCGUAACCGGAAAUGAAAAGCGUAGGAAUUUGGGAAAGUCUACAGCGAAACGUACUUCCACCGUAAACAAAGCAUUUACCAUUUAUCGGCGUUAUAUUUUCUUCGAACUUUGCCAUAUCUAUUUUUAAUGUAAAGGUUUCCCGGUAUGUAAGUAAUCUUUUUACUUGUUUUAGAUGCCAUGAGAAAACCCUAUUGGGUGCUGGAUGAAAUACUAGGUGUGGUCCAAUUAAUGUCGUGUAUUAGGACAGACCGCUUACAGCAAAACAGGAUUUCCAAGUAAGACAUUUUUAGCGGAAAAUACAUUACUGGUAUUUACACGGAACUAGCCCAGUUGUACUGUUUUAUCGUAAACACGACUUGACAUCCAGACCUUUCGUCUCACAAAUGCCCGCAUUUCUCACUAACAGUUAAAAAAAAGGCUGUGGAUCAUUGAUGUCUGCGGUAAUGCAACCUUCCCUCAAAGAUCAUGUUGUUUAUAUCCAAGAUUGCCAUGAAAGUAAAGAGACUUUUUGGAUGGGUAUCCUUUUAAUUCAGUGUGACCAUUCAUCCACCCAGCUUGAUAGCUGACUUCAUGCGUUUUUUUAAAGAAGGAAACAAAACAAAACAAAACUGUGUUUAAAAAAAAAAACACCCAGUAGGACUGGAGGAUCUUGUCUUUGAUUCUAUUGGUAUCACCUUGAAUAUCUACACUGAAGGAGCGUUCAAGAUAAUUUUAACCCACGGCGAUAAUUUUUGUCGUUCCUCCGUAUAGGCAAAGACAAGAACUUCUUGCACUGAGUGCAUACGUUGGAGCGCUGUUAGCAAUAAGGAGAAAGUACGAUCCAAUCGUCCAUCCUCUGUUUAAACACGCUAGGUAAGACUGAUAUUAUUUGAGAUUUUAUUCCUCUCUUUACUGCUGCCAAUUAUUUCAAUAUGACGGUGUCCAACAAGAAAGCCCUUGCUACUUUGGACACCGUACACAAAUGAACUUAAUAUCUUUUAGUUAAUUAUUAUUUGUAGCUACUUUAUUUUCCUACUAUGUACACUUAUGUAAAUAUCUUCUAUAGUGUGAAUAAAGAAUUGAAUUGAAUUGAAUUGAAUUGACUGAAUUUAGUUUUCAAGCGCAAUUGGUAAACAGUUCCAGCAUAAUUUGUUCAUCGAUUUUUGUGUUUAAAUGUCAGUUUUCAUUAAAAAUUCAAAGGGCAAUGUUAACUCCUUUUUAUCUGACGUUCGUUUUCCAAUGAAACCGUGAGUGCUUAGCGAGCUGGUUUCGAAGAGAAUCAAGGCUGGCAAUGACCUUGCUUUGACUCAACCGUCACUGUCUUCGUAUAUCGAAGUGGAUUUCGCUUUCCAUUCUAACGCUUAUUAACAGUUUGCACAUUUUUAUUUCUGUGCGCAAAGUAGCACGACGCCCAAAGCAGUUCCUCUGACCACUGUCCUAAAAGCCUCUGUUUUGUUACCCUGCGAGCAGUUAAUUGAGAGCUUUUGAUUUGAGGACGAGAUCGAGUAUGAGAUUUAACUUAAAGUUUUUGCGCGUAUUCUCAAAAAAAAAAACUGCCGGACAGCUUCAUUUUACUUUAUUUCACCAAAAAAUGUCAUUAUUAGUACGGUUAUUUAUACUCCGCCGAUAGCAAAAUGAUAAAAUUCCGAACAUUUGAUAACUUGUUUUGGCCACUAAGACAUUCUCGUUAAAACUCGUAGAAGAAUGACGAUGGCUGUCACAUUUUCCCGCCAAAAUGACGUUGGUUCGCGCACGCGCACCACUUAGUAUUGAGAAAAUCUCGUUCUCAUAGUUCUCAUCUUUGAAUCUAAAGCUCUCUAAUACGCUACUUGGGACGGCUUCGCAAAUGCUAACAGCCAUCCUGGAAAGAAACCUCUGCCCACAGGGCAUUUUUUUGUUGGUUAGAACUGAAAACCAUAUUGUCAAAUUCAUUUGAUUUCUUUCUGUUCAAGGCAACUGUUUCACACGGACAAAGUGGACUUGGCGGUCACAACUUCUCAACUUGAAAUGGAAUCCGAAGCCUGGCUCGCAUACAAACAACCUCUCAAGUGAGUAGCCAGUCUCCACUGAAUUCUCUUAAAAGAUUCAUUGUUCCUGGUUUGUAUAUUGCAGAGUCACAGGACACCUACAUUACAGGAGGGUGACCCUGUGUUGUAGUAUAAAGCAGGUAUCAGUAUUGCGCUACCCUCCUCCCUACACCUGGAUGGUAGGCUAGUCGAUCGCAGAGGCACCUCUGGUAUAUUUUCUGAUUCGCUGUCUGAUAUUCUUUAUUUCCAGUCCGUCGGUGACGCCUUCUCAAGAACAGAAAGCCGUGUGGGACUCUCUGCUAAAUCGAGUUGGUAAGAUACGUUCUCUGUCGAAAAAAAAAAGAAAGUUUAGGAUUGUUAUCUUUGAUUUGUGGCGGACUGGAGAGGAUUAAGAAUUAUUUGUCGACACUUUAAGGCCGCUAUGGACGCUUUAUGUUCUUGACCGUGCACUGACCACUCUUGCUUGUUUUAAGGAAGAACGAUUCGACUUUUUUUUUCAAUUUCUGCUUCCUCCAGGGAAAGAGCCAUCGAUAUACUUGACGGGUGUGGAUAUGGUUACAGGUUCUUUGCUUCCCAGCCAUUCUGAUGUUCAAUUGUCUUGCCUCACAGGAGAGCGAAUCAAGGUAUAAAUAAUUAGACGUACCAGUAGUUACUUCCGUUGAAUCUGGUGCUUGCAUAUACUGAGUGUAAUAAAGCUUGACAAUAGAUGAAAGGGGUGGUGGGGGGUGAGGGUGUUGUUGCACAAUUUCUUGCGUCCAGGGCUCUUGUUAAAGGCUGUCGAGUAAAUAAUAUAAAAACAAGAAAGACUGAGAAAAAUAAAGACUGUUGUCACUUUGUCAUUUAUAUGUUUCUUCCUUUUUCAGGGCCAGGCGUUUUUUUUGAAUGACGGACGCUCUGUAAUGUCAUUAAACAAUGCACUGAUGUGGGCCAAGGUAAACGCCUUUUCACUAGUAGGUGCUGGAGUGCGUCUUGAGCCCUUCUGA